UAUCGCAUCCGUAAAAUAUCCCGUUUGUGUUUGUCCUUUUCGAAAUCAAAUUUAUCCAAUUUUACCUCUUUUCCUCGAUUAUUAUUAACCUGUCGACGAUGAUUUGCAUUAUUCUUGUUGCUGGACAUGGGACAAUUUUAGAAAAUGAAAUUAAGGAAGAUUCAUCAGGUAGAUACUGUUCUCUGGAAGGAAUCCCCAAGGCUCUUCUUCCUGGAGUUGGUGGCAGAAAGAUACUUGAUUACUGGUGGGAUGCCAUCAAUACGAGACAGCACUUCAAAGAGGUCUACUUGGUGACUAAUGCUGACAAAUACAAGCACUAUGAGAGGUGGGCUACAGCCAGAGACUUCCCUGUGGAUAACAUCAUCAAUGAUGGAACCACAACAUUCAAUGGAAGAUUAGGAUCUGUAGGUGAUCUUGAUCUUGUGUUGAGAAACAAACAUAUUCAAGAUGAUAUCCUUGUGGUGGCAGGAGACAUGCUUUUUCAAGAUCACAAGUUUGAUAUCACUCAAGUGAUACACUACUUCAGGAGAAAGGAAGGUGAGCUGGCCAUAUACUAUGACAUGGAACCAACAGAGAACAUAACAAGUAGAGGCAUAGUGGAAGUGUGCCCUCAAACUAAUAGGAUCACCCAGUUUCUUGAGAAGCCCAGUAAGACCGAGACCCAGUCUCGUCAAGCUAGUGUUGUCUUCUACUGCUUCCAGAGAGAGACUCUUUCAUCCAUCCCAACAUUCCUCCAAAACAAUCCUGAUGUCAAGCAAAGGACAUUUGGUGAAUACAUGCAAUGGUUGAUAAAUGAGACACAGCACGAGGUCUACGGUAUGAAACUACCAACAGGAUUCCAGCUUAUCGGACAGGUGGGAUUAGCUGACUAUGAGAAGUGGCUGCUGUUCUUCUCAGAUAAACAGACCGACCAGAGAUGUAUGGUACCAUACACAGCCAAAGCUUAUGCAAGGAUAGGUUUAAUGGGUAACCCGUCUGAUGGUUUCCAUGGUAAGACCAUCUCUGUUUCCAUCAAGAACUUCUGGGCCGAGGUGACCAUAAUUGAGAGUCCCAAGCUGAUCUUGGUGCCGCACCCUCUGAAUGACCCGACUGAGUUUGGUAGUCUUGGUGACCUUCAUGGGAUCAGUCGUAAGGAAGGCUACCUAGGAGGGCUGAGACUCCUGCAAGCUACCUGUAAGAAGUUCUACCAGUACUGCUCAGAACAAGGGAUUGCCCUUCCCAAGAGAAAUUUCAAGCUGAAAUACGACACCAACAUUCCUCGACAAGUGGGAUUGGCUGGUAGCAGUGCCAUUGUAGCAGCCACUCUCAGAUGUCUGAUGCAUUUCUUUGAUCUCAAUAACUCAGACCUUCCGAAGCCUCUGCAGCCUCAGUUCAUCCUAGAUGUUGAGAUUGAUGAGCUCUUCAUCAGUGCAGGUCUACAGGACCGUGUGAUCCAGGUCUAUCAUGGAGCUGUCUACAUGGACUUCUCUCAGACCAUCAUGGAGCGACAGGGCCAUGGGAUCUAUGAGUACAUAGAUCAGGACCUGAUCCCUGGUCUAUGGUUGGCCUACAUCAGGAACCCCAGUGAUUCAGGGAAGAUUCAUCAUGAUGUGAGAGAGAGAUGGAUAGCGGGAGAUAAGGAUGUUCAUGAGGCAAUGAAGACCUUUGCUAAUCUUACCGAUCUAGCCAGAUCUGCUCUUCAAAUUGGCAACCACAGUGAACUGCUAAAGCUGAUGAAUUCAAACUUUGACCUACGCAGAGUGAUCUAUGGUGAUGCAGUGAUUGGAGCAGAGAAUCUGAGAAUGAUACAGCUUGCUAGACAGUAUGGAUCAUCAGCCAAGUUCUCAGGCAGCGGAGGUGCAGUCAUAGGUCUUUGUUUAGAUACAGAUAAACUGGCUGAGCUGAAAUCUGCGUUCCAAACAGAGGGCUUCGUAGUUUGUGAUGUCAUCCCUAAUCCACCAAUCACAGACAACAAUGGCUCAGCCGCCAGAUGACUUGUAGAUUGAUCUAUUUCUUGCAAUGACCCAAUCAUGAGAUUGACCUAUUUUAUUUUUUAUUUAUUUAUUUAUUUAUAUUUCACCAGGGUAGCCCAUUCAACAAAAAGUUGGUCUUCCAUGAGGCCCUGUAAAACAUGUAUAUACAAUUAAAAAGAUAAAACAAACAAUUAGGUAUGAAUACAUUAAUAGAACAGUAUUACAUAUUGAAAAUAAAUAUACAAUAUCAAACAUAUUAAUCAGUGUCAAUUAUGAUGAAUGCUAUUAUAAAUAGAUCACUUGCUAAGAGAGUAAAGGAUUAAGUAAAAGAAGCGAGAGAGA
Molecule: messenger RNA, 2294 nt
Organism: Strongylocentrotus purpuratus (purple sea urchin)
Lineage: Eukaryota; Metazoa; Echinodermata; Echinoidea; Camarodonta; Strongylocentrotidae
Product: probable glucuronokinase 2
Exons: 19
Coding region: 99-1973 (624 amino acids)
Biological process (GO): biosynthetic process
Molecular function (GO): glucuronokinase activity; ATP binding
Source: RefSeq, a predicted model, not a curated record